Molecule: messenger RNA, 2470 nt
Organism: Lacerta agilis (Sand lizard)
Lineage: Eukaryota; Metazoa; Chordata; Lepidosauria; Squamata; Lacertidae
Gene: FYTTD1
Product: forty-two-three domain containing 1
Exons: 10
Coding region: 29-1060 (343 amino acids)
Biological process (GO): mRNA export from nucleus
Molecular function (GO): mRNA binding
Source: RefSeq, a predicted model, not a curated record
GUCACGCGGGAGAGCGCGAGCGCCGCGCAUGCGUCAAGCGCACCCGGCGCAUGCCCAGAAAGGAGAGAGUGAGAGAGGAGCUUCUGUGGUGCUGCUAUCCUCGCUCUCGUCUUGUGUUUUGGGAGCGGCGGCCAUGAGCGGGUUCGGCGCCGGCGGAGCCCCGCCGAGGAGUGUCAGCAGCGAGACGCUGGAGAAGAUCGACAUGUCGCUGGAUGAUAUAAUUAAACUGAAUAAGAAAGAAGAGAGGAAGCAGUAUCCUCCCAGAAUGAAGAGGGGGCUUCAACAGGCUGGCAAGCGGCAAUUCCGGAUGAGGAGAACCAAAUGGGGAAUCCAGGAGUACACAGGUUUUGGAAAGAACCGUUUAGGACGCAGAAAACGGGUAGCUGGAAAGAGACCUCCCUAUGGAGUCAAAACCGGGCUAGCGGCAAGGAAAGCCUUGGGCUCUCUCAAAGGCAUCAGCCCCCUCAACAGAUCGCCUCUCAGUGAAAAGAACAUACAGCGGAACUACUCUGUUUUGAAAAGGAAGACCACCAUCCAAAGACAAUCAGAGUUGCAGAGAAAGCAAGGAGCCAUUCUCAGGAGGCCUACUUUGUUAAACAGAAGAACCAACAUACAGUCUCCUUCUGCCAGGAUCGGGAAUAAGCUCUACCAGCAGAAAGACGCACGCCAAGCCACUUUCCUUUUUAAGAGGGGCCUGAAGGUGCAGGCCCAAGUCCAUCCAGAAGAUGACCUAAGCGCCCAGGUCACAAACAGAACUCGCCCAUGGCGAACAUCCACUACAAAUGGAGGGAUUUUGACUGUAUCCAUUGACAAUCCUGGCGCAGUCCCAUCCCCCAUUGCUUUGAAGCCAAGGCUGACCAGCACUCCCGUGCCUCCCUUCCUCAUGAAGAGGGACCAGUCGGAAGAGAAGAAGAUUCCCAAAGGGGUCCCGCUGCAGUUUGAUAUCAACAGUGUCGGAAAGCAGACGAACAUGACCCUCAACGAGCGCUUUGGGAUCCUGAAGGAGCAGAGAACGGCUCUCUCCCAGAACAAAGGCAGCCGUUUCGUGACUGUGGGCUAGAGGGCCUUUUCAGGGGAACCCCAUCUUUCUAAGAAACUGAACUAGCAAUGGGCCGAAAAAUAAGUUGAACUUUGUGUCAAGAUACUGAUAAACUGAAUUUUGUUUUUAAACGGCUUCUACUUGAAUAGUUAAAAAGAGAACACCCUCACAUGAUAGUGGACCAUAAAAAGAGAAAAUUCAGUGUUGCUUGGAAAACAGCAUCCUGUUGUCUGGACUGCAAGGGUCCACAUAAGUUCCUGGAGGAGGGAGGGCAAAGCCGGUUGUUCUUAUUUUGGUUUCUUAAGCAGCCGACAGAAGUGGUGAUCAAUGCAGGGGUAAUUCUUUGCUCCACCCGCUCUUGCAAAGCUGUGUCAUUUCAUUUUGUGCCCCUGGCUGCCGAAAUUUGCUUAAAACGUUUGCAGCGGACAGCACUUGGCUGCCGCUGCUCGUCUUUCCGUUACUUUGGCUCACUGAUAUUUCUUUCACUCAAGCUCUGCAGUUCAUCUGGCACUAGAAGCUAAAUUGUUUGACAACCGUGGCAGCAAGUAAGAAUCCAGCUUUUUUUUGGCGUUGAAAAGGCGUAGCGGUCAUUCUCGUCCCCUUAAGUGAUAGAACAAGGCCUCACAUGAGGCCACAGCAAGAACCUACUCCACAUCCUCGAGAAAUGACCAUACAGGGUGCAUACAAGCUAUUUCCCCCCUUUCUUUUUUUAAAGCUGUGAGUUUGCUUCAGAUAUUCAUCGGCUGAACCUAUGCUUUGAUGACCAUUCAAUGUUACCGGAUCAAUUAUUUCGGUUGUUGCUCUGUUGUGUUGUACAAAUGUGGCACUUUUGUGACUCGUAUACCUAGUGGCAGACCCAACAGGUGAGCAUUGUGAGGUUCAAGGCACCUUCCUGUUGCUUCGAGGGAUCAAAAGUUGUGGCGUCGCCAUAGGAAAACACACACACACACACUUCAUGUGCGCUGGAUUUUGAGUUCAACAUAAUUGCCUGUGAGGACACCUCCUAUUUCCUGGAUUUAAAAUUUCUAUAGUGGGUGUGUUGGGAGGCACACCUACGUAAAAGGAUGCCAGGUUUGCUCAGUCUCAGAAACCUGGUAUAUGUAACUUGAUCUUUGUUUUUCUUUGACAAUUCUUUAAAAAAAUAGUUUAUUGUGGAGAUCAAAACAAAUACUUGGCAGUAGCAAGGCUGCCUUUAGAGCAGUUUUUAUGUAGUCAUGCCUCCAUGACAAUUUAAUGCUCACCAUCUUCUGUUUUUAAUUAUUUGAAAUAUCUUCUAUACCUUUGCAAUGGGAAAAAUGGAAUAUUAAAGUUCCUCCUUUUGUGUUGUUGUUUUUUUACUCGGUUAGUAGGAAUUCUGUUGAAGUCCAUUAGAAAUGAAGUAGAUAAAUAUGCUUAUGAUCAUCCUGUGUUUGGUUUCUACCAGGAUGUACU